CGCCGCCGCCUCCCGUCGGUGACCGCCUCCUUCGCCCUCAAGACCUCGAUAUGGUCCGAGCUCGGAGGCUCCGUCGGGGACCUGGGCACCUACAUCCCCAUCGUCCUGGCCCUCACCCUCGUCAACCGCCUCGACCUCGGCACCACCCUCAUCUUCACCGCCCUCUACAACGCGGCCACCGGCCUCCUCUUCUCCCUCCCCAUGCCCAUCCAGCCCAUGAAAUCGAUCGCCGCAGUCGCCAUCACCGAGCCCGACCCCUCAUCCGUCCCCAAGAUCAUGGCGCGCGGCACUCACUCGCGCCGCCCCUCCUCCUGGGCCACCGGCCUCCUGUCCUUCUUCUAUCGCUUCGAUCCUCCCGUCGUCCGCGGCAUCGCAGCUCUCCCAGGGCCUCUCCUUCGCCUUCUCUGCGUCAGACGGGCUUCGUCAGGCGCCAUCCCUCAGAAUCCGCUCUUCGGUGCUCAACUCGUCAUCGCGUCUGCUAAGGCUGUCUCCGACCUGUUCCCCGAGAAGAGGAAACGUCCGUCACGGCGGUCUCUGUCAGCGGGGCUGAUGAAGCCUCGUCGGUGCUGGUUCGGGGCCAUGCCGUCUGCAGGGGCGGGGGGGCUGGCGGGCAGUACAGGUUCGGCGGGCGGAGCGGGCCUGCGUGCUGUUUCUGGCGGUUCGCUAAGCUUGGCGCUGGGGCUGGCGUUCGGUAGCUCGUUCGUGAGGAUACUGGGCCGGUUCCCGAUCGGGAUCCUCGGGGUGCUGCUGCUGUUCUCGGGGGUGGAGCUGGCGAUGGCGUCGAGGGACAUGGGCACCAAGGAGGAGUCGUUCGUGAUGCUGGUCUGCGCGGCGGUGUCGCUGACGGGGUCGAGCGCCGCGCUCGGGUUCGGGGUCGGGAUUGUCGUGCACUUGCUGCUCAGGCUGAGGGAGGCGGAGUUCGGGUCGGUGAUGGGGAGGUUGGGUAGGAGACCUGUGGCCGCCGAGAAUGGAGAUGAGAGGGGCACUGGGGUUUAAGGAUUCGGAUCCUCUCCACUAUCUAAAAAGUAAUGGAGAGACCACUACAUAAUCAUAACCAUUGAUUAUCUAGUUGGUGGUUAUGAUUUUUUUCUUUUAGUGCAAAUUAGGAAUGAGUACAAUACACGAUGGUAUGGUAAUUGUUAGAUUUAGAUUGUAUCA
Molecule: messenger RNA, 1158 nt
Organism: Asparagus officinalis (garden asparagus)
Lineage: Eukaryota; Viridiplantae; Streptophyta; Magnoliopsida; Asparagales; Asparagaceae
Product: molybdate transporter 2-like
Biological process (GO): molybdate ion transport
Molecular function (GO): molybdate ion transmembrane transporter activity
Source: RefSeq, a predicted model, not a curated record